Messenger RNA from Trametes versicolor FP-101664 SS1, 1113 nucleotides. RefSeq names its product 1-acylglycerol-3-phosphate O. Gene Ontology annotation, molecular function: 1-acylglycerol-3-phosphate O-acyltransferase activity. Gene Ontology annotation, biological process: phosphatidic acid biosynthetic process. The record is from RefSeq and is a predicted model, not a curated record. Bases 1 to 1113 code for a protein of 370 amino acids. The transcript is spliced from 3 exons. Lineage: Eukaryota; Fungi; Basidiomycota; Agaricomycetes; Polyporales; Polyporaceae. Gene Ontology annotation, cellular component: endoplasmic reticulum; membrane.
AUGACUUUUCUGACUGCUCUUGUAAAGCCUCUGGCAUAUCUAUCACUCCCCGCUUUCGCUAUCCACGCCCUUGCGAACGCCAACCCCGCCAUCCGCUACUAUGUCCGCAUCGGCCUCUUCUUGUCCACUCUCGGAGUGUGCUCCGUCUGGGGUGUGAUCUGCUCGAUUGGCAUGGGCCUCGUCGGCCGUCGAUUCGACGUCUUCUAUGUCAUCGCGCGCAGCUUCUACUACCUCACCAGCCCGGCCAUCGGCGUUCGCCUCGUAGUCGAGGGCGAGGAGUACCUCGACACGCGUCCGAGCGUCCUCGUCGGAAACCACCAGAGCAUGUUCGACAUCCUCUACCUCGGGAGGAUAUUCCCGAAGCGCGCGUCCAUCCUCGCGAAGAAAGAGCUGCAGUGGACUCCGUUCCUCGGGCAGUUCAUGACCUUCGCGGGCGCCGUGUUCGUCGACCGCGGGAACAACGCCCGUGCGGUGCGCUCGCUUACCGCAGCCGGCGAGGUCCUCAAGGAGCGCAACAGCUCGCUCUGGCUCUUCCCGGAGGGCACUCGCUCGCUGCGCCCGGACGCGUACAUGCGCCCGUUCAAGAAGGGCGCCUUCCACACUGCCAUUCAGGCGCAGGUCCCGAUCGUGCCCGUCGUGUGCGAGAACUACUGGCGGGUGUACAGGAAGGGCUACUUUGCGCAGAGCGCCACGCUCAAAGUCAAGGUCCUACCUCCGAUCCCGACCAUUGGCAUGACGGCGGCAGACGCGUCUGCUCUUGCUGACCGUGUGCACGACCUGAUGGUAGAGACCCUGCGCGAGAUCUCGGUCCCGCCUCCCCCAGGCACUGUGCCGGAACCCUCGAAGCCCGCAGUGACCGCAACGCCUCUUGCCAACCCGGACGUCGCAGCAGAUACCCCGACUCCCGCGCCCGCGCCGGCCCCGGUCCCUGUAGCGGAGCCCGAGAAGGCGGCGGAGCAAGUGAGGACGGAGAGCAGAGCGUCAACAAGCGCAUCGGAACACUCGUCAACGUCUUCGCCCACCCUCAGCCAUAGCCGGGUAGAGGGAAGUGAAUACGGUACCGAGACCGAGGAAGAUGACGGCAUGGUUCUGGUUGGGAGGCCAAGUCAUUGA